AUGGUAUACUUUACAGCAAUAAUACUGCAUUCUGAUUCAGGAAUAGACUACAGUGUAGCGGCAUUAGUUCCGCAAGACCACAAACAGAGGCGGAACAUUAGACUGGAAGGUGAUGUAAUGACAGAUUUCAAUCAGCCUGAUGGCAAAAUGGCUUAUGAUUUUCACGAAAUGCUACAACGUAACAACGAAAUUGCGAACGAUGUGCGGUAUGAGCCAAAUACAAUUACUGCUAAUAUUGACAGCGAAGUGGAGUGCGAUUGGAAUUCUCCUUCAAGUUACUUUGAGCUCAAUAAUUCUGCUUCACUGGAAUCAAGGAUCUAUGAAGCAGGACAUAUACUUAAACAGACUAUGGAGCUGCGUGACCCACAUCUCAUCAGGGAUCGUAGAGGACAUUUGCAAUCUUUCUUGUCGUGCAUGAUUGGCACGGAAAUGGUUGAUUGGCUGAGCAGUCUUACUACCAAAACGCUGGAUUCAACUAAGAAUAUGUCGCUAACACGUUUUCAAGUGGUUGGCAUGUGGCAAGCUUUGUUGGAAAACGGUGUCAUUGCACAUGUAAGUAACGAACUGCAAUUUGCCGACAAGCAAUUUUUUUAUCGUUGGAAUAUUGGCACCACAGCUAAUUUUAAUAUGAGGUUAAUAAGUGGUGUAAUGUUUGACGGAGAGCAAGAAACGGUACCACGCAUUAGUGAUAUUGCUGCAGCCAUAUCCUUCCUCAGUACGAUUGGACCUGAUUCGCUAUUUCGCAUGAUUCUCUGCAAACCGUCAUCGGAACGUACGAUGCAGGAACUAGAGCACGUUUACAGGGAAUUAUUACACGUAAAAGCAUUAACUCAUCUGAGUACAAUGGUGAAGCGUGAAUUAGCGGCGGUUGUUUUCUUCGAACAGCACCAACACGCUGGACAUGUAUUGUUCCGACAGGGUGACGCGGGUAAUUGUUGGUAUAUUGUCCUUAAAGGAUCCGUUGAUGUAAUUAUACACGGGAAAGGUGUCGUUUGUACUCUUCGAGAAGGUGACGAUUUCGGUAAACUAGCUUUGGUAAAUGAUGCGCCUCGCGCUGCUACAGUAGCGCUUCGGAAAGAUAAAUCACAAUUUUUACGUGUUGACAAAAGCGAUUUCAAUCGAAUUUUAAGAGAUGUCGAAGCGAAUACGGUGCGUUUGAAAGAACACGGGCAAGAUGUGCUCGUGUUGGAGAAAAUGAAUAUCGAGUACAGAACGUUUAACGACACUUAUCACGGUUCUGUAGCAGUUGCAAUUAAUGCUACAGCAAUAGAUGCUACCAGAAAUCUGUCUACAGAUGUAAGGCCAAGAUGCUGUUACUCUGUGAUGGCCGGAAUGCCGGAGAAAACUGUAGAAUAUUUGCUGGAAACUCGGAUUGAUGCGCAAACAGAUGAUGGCUUAGUGGAUACAUUUUUGGAGGAUUUCAUUCUCACUCAUAUCACUCAUAUGCCUGUGAACAUUUUAUGUAGUUAUCUUAAAAAUUAUUACAUGCGUGGUUCUACUGUUGGAGUGGAUGGUACACUGCCAAUAGAUGAUUAUGAGCAUAAAAUUGUUGCAAAACGACGUGUGGUUGCCUUUUUGAAUUUAUGGGUACAAAUUCUUGGUUUACGAUUCUUCCUUGAUCCUGCAUCUAAUAGUUUCGUUGAGGAAUUGUAUUGUUAUGUUUUGGAAGACAGUCGACAAUUCCCAGAGAUGUUGUCAAAUCUGGAACCAAUGUGCACAAUUCGACAACUUCGCGAAAAUGCUAUGCAAACGAUUAACAGGCACUCAUCAGUGGUACUUGACUGUGGUAUUUAUUGCAGCCAUGCUCCUGCACCAAACCCCGUACUACCAUUUGAUACCUGUAACCAAGUAAUUUACCUAUCUGACACAAGUUCUUUUGUAAUGAGCAUAAGACUUGAUAAAACUGCUGCUGAUAUCUGUGAAAUGGCAAAAACAAAAAUUCGAUACAGUGGUUCUAGCGAAGAAUUGCAUUUAGUUGAAGUGAAAAGCAAUGGAGAAAGAAUAGUCUUUUCACCGAAUGAUAUCAGUAUUCCGACAAUGAUUUCACUGAAUGGACUUUUGUACAUCGCUCACAACGACGAAAUCGAAACUUUGGCUCCGCUGCCGCAGCAAUAUAGUCCAUCGGAAGGCAUCCAUACCUCAUUACUGGACUAUUUAAGUAGUACUGAUAUUGCCCAACAGUUGCUCAUAUUUCAUACCCAGCUGUUAGAAGCAACUGAUGAUAUCGAACUUAUCACUCAGGUAUUUGGACGAGAGCAGUUUCCCAAUCGGAUAACAUCAAAUUUGGAUCUUUUAAUGCGUCGUUUUAACGAGGUACAAUUUUGGACAACAACUGAAGUGUUGCUUGCUCAGAGCAAUACGAAACGUCUUUCCAUUCUCAAAAAAUUUAUCAAAAUUGCUGCACACGCAAAAGAAAACAAGGACUUGUUAUCAUUGUUUGCGAUUAUCCUAGGUCUCAGUAAUAUCGCUGUUAGUCGAAUCAGUCAUCUUUGGGAUAAACUUCCAUCUAAAUUGAAACAACAGUACGCGGAAUUCGAAGAACUGCUUGAUCCGUGCCGUAAUCAUCGUGCUUAUCGGAUGCUUACAGCCAACAUGAGUGCACCGACGGUGCCAUUUAUCCCACUGCUCCUUAAAGAUUUAACAUUUACACACGAAGGCAAUAAGACCUAUUUCGCUGGUUUAAUUAAUUUCGAGAAAAUGCAUAUGAUUGCUAACAUUUUGCGAGGCUUUAGACAAUGCAAAUAUCCAGUUAUUACUUACGAACGGAAGGUUUUCAAGUCAAAAAACCUUGUUAGGAAUUUCAAAGUGAUCGACAAUCAGCGGCGUAUGAUGGAAUUAUCUUAUCAAAUUGAACCAUCGAAAAGGAAACAUCUCUAG
Molecule: messenger RNA, 2877 nt
Organism: Brugia pahangi
Lineage: Eukaryota; Metazoa; Nematoda; Chromadorea; Rhabditida; Onchocercidae
Source: the annotation of a GenBank genome assembly